AGCAGCAGCCCCUGAUCAUGUGACUCCUCCUCCUCCAUGUGACUGAUCACCUGACUGUGACAUCAUCGCAGGUCCUAUACACUCAUGGUUCCUGUAGUGCUGUGUGUGUGGAGGCUGGAGCAUCGCAGAAGAGAUUGGACGGCGAGGAGGCAGGGAGAAGAUAUGAACAAUAUUAAUGUUCCAAAGACAGAUUGGAGCGGUGAUGAGCAAUAUAAGGAGAACAAUCCUACAGGGAAAGAUCUGAUCUAUAUUAAUGCUACAGACAUAAAAGAAGAAGAGACAGAUGUGAGCGGUGAUGAGCAGUAUAAGGAGGACAUUCCUACAGGGAAAGAUCUGAUCUAUAUUAAUGCAAAAGAUAUAAAGGAAGAAGAAAAUACAGAUGUGAGCGGUGAUGAUCAGUAUAUGGAGGACAUUGCUACAAGGAAAGAUCUGAUCUAUAUUAAUGCUAAAGAUAUAAAGGAAGAAGAAAAUACAGAUGUGAGCAGUGAUGAGCAGUAUAAGGAGGACAUUCCUACAGGAAAAGAUCCAAUCUAUAUUAACGCUGUAGACAUAAAGGAAGAAGAAGAGGAGACAGAUGUGAGCGGUGAUGAGCAGUAUAAGGAGGACAUUCCUACAGGUAACCAUCCAGAUGACUGUACCAGGAGAUCAGAGGAGAAUCUUAUAUCUUCAGAUUAUAAAGCAGAUGAUGAUAUCACACAAGAUACAUAUGAAGAACAUUCCAUUAUCCCAGAUACACCCUCAGCUCCUGUUAUACAUGUUCGACCUAAAGAUUCAUCUCAGUCUGAUAAACAAAAUAAGGAGGAGCCAUUUUCAUGUUCAGAAUGUGGGAAAUGUUUUACUGUGAAAUCAGAUCUUGUUAAACAUCAAAGAACUCAUACAGGGGAAAAGCCAUUUUUCUGUCCUGAAUGUGGGAAAUGGUUUACUCAGAAAUCACAUCUUGUUACUCAUCAAAGAAUUCACACAGGAGAAAAGCCAUUUUCAUGUUUAGAAUGUGGGAAAUUUUUUACUGAGAAAUCGGUUCUUCUUAAACAUCAAAGAAUUCACACAGGAGAAAAGCCAUUUCCAUGUUCAGAAUGUGGGAAAUGUUUUACUGUGAAAUCAGAUCUUGUUAAACAUCAAAGAACUCAUACAGGGGAAAAGCCAUUUUUCUGUUCUGAAUGUAGGAAAGGUUUCGCUCAGAAAUCAAAUCUUAUCAGACAUCUAAGAAUUCACAGAGGAGUGAAGACAAUUGAGAGCAAUACAUGACACAGAUAACACAUCUAUAUAUUAACCAUGUACAUAGGAUAUCUGACAUUUAUACAUAUAUCAUAUACUGCAUCUCCAAACUUGUUCCCAAUUGUUAAUAAAAGUUUUCUUUUAG
Molecule: messenger RNA, 1360 nt
Organism: Hyla sarda
Lineage: Eukaryota; Metazoa; Chordata; Amphibia; Anura; Hylidae
Product: gastrula zinc finger protein 5-1-like
Exons: 4
Coding region: 85-1245 (386 amino acids)
Biological process (GO): central nervous system development; regulation of transcription by RNA polymerase II
Cellular component (GO): nucleus
Molecular function (GO): DNA-binding transcription factor activity, RNA polymerase II-specific; RNA polymerase II cis-regulatory region sequence-specific DNA binding
Source: RefSeq, a predicted model, not a curated record